CAAGAGUUCUGCCACUCACCAUUCUCCAUAAACAAGACAGAGAGCAAAUGAGAGAGAGGGAUUGAUGGAGGGGGAGGCAUGGAACUGAAUUAGUUAAUUGGAGUCACUGCUUCUGUAUUAUAGAUACAACCUUGUUUUUGUACUCAGACAAAGUUCUCCAGCCACUUACUGACCGUCCGUCCAACCAACCGGCCAGCUCUUGGAGACAUUUCUAUGUUGAGCCUGAAGUGAAGUUUGUGAAAAAGACUUUCUGAAGAACAAGACUUGAGAGUCCACAGCUAACGACUCUAUAAGACACCACAAUACCAAAAGGAUGAACCUUCCUGACUAUCCUGUUCCAAACUUAGAUGUCACCUUGCAAGAAGUGAGUCGUGUCCUCCAGCUCACUUUGAGUCCUGACCUUUAUCCUGAGUUCAAAAAUGUGCUGGAUCAGCAGAGGGAGCUCCUUCAAGAGGCCCAGCAGAAUUUAGCAACUAGACUUGCAGACCAGGAGAACUGGGUAACACAUCAGUUUAAGAAAAGCCUACUUUCGUGUGAUGAUCCCCUGCCAACUUCUACAGCCCUCCCUGUAGUACUUCCUCCAUCCAAAGCAAAGAAAAGCACCCAGCUGGAGAGGGCAGCUGCUCUACUAUGGGCAGCGGCAAAACUGUACUGUGAGCCCUUGCUUCUGGAGGGUGAUGUACCAAUGGAGCGCACACAGCAGUCAGAGGUAUUUGCUGCAAGUCGGAUUCCUGGAAGGACUCAAGAUCAAAUCAUGGUCUACCCUGAUAGUCUACAUGCCAUCAUCACCUGUGUUGGAGGAGUCUUCCCUGUUGACAUACUCUGGCGUCCCAGCACCGGUGGGCCAUUAACUGCGCGACCAGUCAUUGACAUCUACAACCAGCUGGCUCAGGUGAUGGAUGAACCCAGUGCAGGAAAACAGAAUGAUCCUUCAGCCAUUUGCAACCUCUCAGCUCUGGACCGUAAAACCUGGGCUGGCAUCAGGGAACAGAUCCUGGGAAAAGGAGGGGAAGCAGCAGAGUCAUUGGGGCUGAUGGAAUGUGCUGUGCUAACACUCUGCCUGGAAGACCAGAAUGCCCCCUCUGAUGUGGCUGAUAUCCUAAAUUUAGUGAGGCUCGGGGGAGGAGACAGUCCAUGUUUGAGAUACUAUGAUAAGGUGGUAAACCUGGUGGUAUUCAAGGAUGGAACCGCUGGAAUGUUAUAUGAGCACAGUGCAUUGGAUGGGAUGGUAGCUGUGCUUGUGACUGAGCGUGUAUAUAAUUUGUCUGAGACAGCCGACCUAAAACUAGUUCAGACUGCACCUGAAAAUGUGAAUGGGUCUGUCACAUCAAAUCAUUUUAAUUCUGUCUCCCCAACUUCUCUAACAUUCCCCUUGCAAGGUCUUAACAUCCCAAAAUCAAGCCCUGAUGUAAAAACAGCUCACCCAGUUCUCACUUUUGAUUUGCCCUCCUAUCCUGACGUGUUUUCUACUAUCAGAGGACAUAGAGGCUUGUAUGAUGCCUGGAUUAACUUCUCUUUGCAACUUUCUCUGAGGCAGACUCUUGGGGAAUCUGCUGCCAGUCACAUACUUGUUACACCUACUCAUAUGCGCCACUACAAACAUGGUCGGUGUGAUCCUACAUACUCAAGCACCAUGAAUUCUCAAAGCACAAGAGUCUCAUCAAAAACACUAAAAGUGGUCAUGGUAUCGCCCUCGUAUCUACGCUACUUUGGAGGUUCUGCAGACUACCUGUCUUGCUUUGCCCAAGUCGUUGGGGAACAAGAGCUGUGGGCUGUCCAUUUGGCUUUACACCCACAGGCCAGCCUGCUCAGUGUAGCACGUAAGCGCUAUGCCCAUCUGUCUGCCUCAGAAGGAGAGAUCUCUGUGGACAGCAACAUUCCCUGGGGAGUGGACUCCCUGGUCACCUUGGUAUACCUGGAUGGCAAGUACAGCCUAAAGACCUGCAACAGCCGUUUCCUCAGUAAUGACGGCAAACUGGUGAAGGAGAACACUAACGCUACAAGCUUCACUCUGGAGUUGAAAUCUGGCAAGCUGGCCUUUAAGGACUGUGAGGGGAAAUAUCUGACCCCCAUAGGUCCCACAGGAACGCUGCGUUCUGGCCGAUGCUCCAAGCCUGGAAAGGAUGAGCUGUUUGAUCUUGAGGAGAGUCACCCGCAAGUAGUUUUUCAAGCCGUCAAUAAAAGAUUUGUCUCGGUCAAGCAAGGAGUGAGUAUUUCAGCCAAUCAAGAUGCGGAGACAGACAUGGAGACCUUCCAGAUGGAGAUUGAUAAGGAGAAUAAAAAAGCUAUGUUUAGGACCAAUGGCGGAUCCUACUGGACUCUGGUCACUCACGCCGAGAUCCAGUCCACUGCCACAGAAGUAGAGAUCAACACAAUGUUUGACAUUGAGUGGCGAGGACAGAGAGUGGCACUCAAGGCGAGUAAUGGAAAAUAUGUGUGUACUAAGAAGAAUGGGCAGCUCUCAGCAGUGAGCGAUACAGUGGGCGAUGAUGAAUUAUUCCUGAUGAAACUCAUCAACCGCCCUAUGCUGAUCCUCCAUGGAGAGAACGGCUUUGUGUGUCACCAUAAGAACUCCAACACUCUCGACGCAAACCGAUCCGUCUAUGAUAUUUUCUCGCUGAUCUUCAACGACGGCGCCUACAACGUAAAAAGUGUGAACGCAAAGUUCUGGUACAUCUCGACCAGUGGCUUUGUGUGCACCGACGGAGACAAGCCAGAAGACUUUUUCCUCGAGUUCCUGGAACAUGGACGCGUUGCCAUCAAGGGUUCCAAUGGCAAAUACCUCCGUGGAGAUAAGGGAGGCACACUUAUGGGUGAUGGUACAUCUGUGGAUGCAUCUUCUCUUUGGGAGUACUGACCCGCUCAAAUGAGGGUCCUCAAUGAGGGCCGAGUGGUUGCACAACCCGCUUCCGUCAGCUUACAUGAAGUGAACUGAGUGAUGAACAUUUUCCUGCCUGUUUUUAUACUAGUUGCCAGGUGUUUGUCACUGUUUUUUUUUUUGUUUUUUUUUUUAAUUGGGAUGACGUGAAUACUAGUUUUCUUUCUGUAAAUGUUAAAUGUUUUGUCUUCCAAAUGAUCAACAUCAACAUGCCAACAACAAGCAGUGUAAUUUCACACAUUAAUGGAAUAAGAAAGUGAAUGUUCCAGUUCCUUCAGACACAUUUUGUUCGAUGUAGGUGGAGUGACAACGUUUAUCAGACACAAUAGUCAGACAGUGUAACAGUUAACAACUCACUGUGACACAUUCUUUGGUUAGUCUUUCUUAGAAUGAAUGUCUGUUAAGUUCCACAAGGCAAAUAGAUAAAAUACAGCGCUGGCAAAAUUCAACAACUAAUGAAACAUUUAGCAGACAUUAGUGAGUUGUGUUCCAACUUUUGAAUGAUUUUAAUAGUUUGGCACUGUGGAGUCAUUGGUGUAAUGCAUCAUUGUCUUCAAGAACAGAAACGGCUGAUGCCAGUGGCGUUUUCAUUUAUCUUAAAUGGACCGUACAGAGGUUUCAUAAAAGGAAAAUUACAAGCAAAAAGGAAAGUGAACUGGAGGAAAUAGACAGACAGUGUUCCAUCAGGCACCGCUGCAAUGCUGAAAAAUGUCCAGAGAGGACACAGAAAUACACAGUCAUGUAUGUAGACCAUACAUGUUCAAAACAAGCGAGAUACCAAAGGAGGCGCACAUCUAAUGUAUUUGAUGGACUUAUACAUCAUACUUAAUAUAUCAGAUGUGAAGUGAUUCUCUAGUCUUCUGCCUAGGGGCCUUAAACCAUACUGCACUCUAUAUUCCUUUAUUAUUCCUUUAUACCCUAAUCUUAUGUUUACAGUUGAGCGGUAAGGCUAAAAUAAUAUAACAUAAUGAAUGAUUGUCCAGUAAAAUAGUGAAAUGCAUAAAAAGUGAUGCAGAAACAAAUGUGUUCAACAUUAAUCUAAAAAAGAAAUUGCUCAUCUUUUGUUUGCCCAUAUGAGAAGAUGGAAUGAAUUCCAUUCAUUCAUAAUAAGAAAACUAUGGUUAGGAUUAGAUGUUAGCGGUCAAAGUUCAAGGUCAGUAUGAUCACAAGUCCAUUCAAUCUUUUUUUAUGAAAUUGAUCAUUUAACAGCAAACGCCUCAGAUUUUACAAGAUGAGCUGAUCGGGAUUCAGUGGUGAGAGGUCAAAGUCACCGUCAAUGUGACUCGUUUCCAAAAAAUGACUUCUUUUUGCAAUUCAUGGACACAAGUUGAAUAUUGAAAUGCCGACACUUCCUGUCACAAACUGCACUAAAGUACAUUCUCUUCUCUUAGUCUCUAGAAACAUAAUGAACACAGUUGUGCAUGUUAACAAAUUCAGAAUAGAUUCAAGGCCGUAAGUUUAGAUUGAAACAGAUGUCGGUGUGCACUACAGAGGAAAUCUAAACUGUAUAAACCUGUGUACAAUUUGUCCUAUAGAUUGUGCUCCUUUUUUUUUUCUUUUGACCAAGGAGACAUUAAAUCUGCAAUAGUUCAAGAAUAAUUUCCAACCCAAUGGAUGUGUGAUGUGUGAAAUGUGCAUUUUAUCAAGAAAACUGUCUAGUAAGCAAGGUCUACGAGGCUUGGUCACCUAUGGACCCUGCAUCAGCUCUAUAUAGAAAGCCCCAGGCCAUAAAUGAAAUGUAUCUAAAUUAUAUACAGAUCUUUGUAGUGUCAACAUUUUUUUUGUUUGCCGAUAACAAUAAACACUUGACAACAUCAA
Solea senegalensis (Senegalese sole) is the source of this 4696-nucleotide messenger RNA. RefSeq lists its product as uncharacterized. Bases 314 to 2857 code for a protein of 847 amino acids. Lineage: Eukaryota; Metazoa; Chordata; Actinopteri; Pleuronectiformes; Soleidae. The transcript is spliced from 10 exons. Gene Ontology annotation, molecular function: actin filament binding; acyltransferase activity; protein-macromolecule adaptor activity. Gene Ontology annotation, biological process: cell migration; actin filament bundle assembly; establishment or maintenance of cell polarity. Gene Ontology annotation, cellular component: actin cytoskeleton; cytoplasm. The record is from RefSeq and is a predicted model, not a curated record.